AUGCCAAAACAAAACGUGUCCUUUACACGGGCCGAGGAUGCCAGGCCGCUCGUUGACUCACCGUCGAACCCUGCAUUGCCCGGGCAGGCCAGCGUGGCUUCCACCGUGUCUCCUUCGCCGUCGUCGUGCUGCUCACGGAGGGCGGGGGGUUCAGGCUGCGGCAGUCGCGGCCCGCGCCGGCUGAUGGCUGAACGCUGA
Messenger RNA from Purpureocillium lilacinum, 198 nucleotides. Lineage: Eukaryota; Fungi; Ascomycota; Sordariomycetes; Hypocreales; Ophiocordycipitaceae. The record is from RefSeq and is a predicted model, not a curated record.